Schistosoma bovis is the source of this 5011-nucleotide messenger RNA. Lineage: Eukaryota; Metazoa; Platyhelminthes; Trematoda; Strigeidida; Schistosomatidae. The record is from the annotation of a GenBank genome assembly.
AUUUGAAUAUAAAAAAUAGUUGUGAAUAAUGGUACUAAUUUCCUGACCUUAUUAUGAAGAUAAGAUAGUUACAUUAUUUUACUAAACACAUGGUGGUUUGGUUGGUUGUCUGAUCAACACGGUACUUUUCCGAGGGGUAUUCAAUUUUCUGGGAUGAUUCAGUUGGAGGUCUGCAUACCGGUAGAGGUGGAAGGCAAAUAUGGAGAGUUCUACCCCGGUGUCAUCAAUGGGUUGAAAUCCUUAGAAGAACUUAAUGUGACACUAUUAGAUUCUUCCCACUCGAAAGCCCUUGUGGAAUUCACUCUCCCUCCUUCCUCGUUGCGUCUCCCUCCAAAGGAUCCAGGAACAGUUCUAGAACCAGUCCAAGGACUAGAGGUUGAUGUGUUAAUCAGCUCAUCUCCUGGCGAGCCACCUGUAGACCAUGAGUUAUCAAGUGAUCCGAUUGCUUCUAAACUUUCUGCCUGGUGGCCUGCUGUUGUAAGGAAAAUUGGUGGGAGUUUUGUUAUUGUGGAGUUAAUGGCUGACUUCUCUUCUGAGAAUGCUGGUUCAAACGAAGUAACUGUCCUUCCCAACAAACGCAUUAGUGUCCCUCACCCUUCAUCACUUGAAAAAACAGAUAUUGUUGAAAAGCACCAAUUGAGACCACGGAUUCAUCAUCCCAAUCUUAGUGUCUCGUCCUUUCACAUCCAUGCUAUAGAUAUACCGGACGAGUUAGCUCCAUAUUGCAGAGAGCCUGCCAAUUACCAUCAUUUUGCGCGACGAUGUGGUUUGCCUGUCCUGAUCACUUUGGCGCCCGACACAUUUAAACCCGUGUCCCCAGUUAUUAAGGGGGACAGUGAGACGUACAACCUAAAGUCCCGUUUGCUCGUAAUUUCUACAGAUAUCUCCACAAUCAACAGGGCAUCUGUCAUCGACAACACGUUCGUUGACAUGCUGCGACAAAAAGUCUCCAUUUUGCAACAAACUGAAGAACUAUCCAAAAAGUUGGUGGCGUCGCGCCUUAAUCAGCAAUCACCAUUCGUUGAAGAAUUCCUCAUACCUCUGGAUUUAAUCCAUUAUGCAAUUGGCGCUCAAGGGUCAAAUAUUAGACGCGCUAGUGCUAUUGAAGGUGUACUUUCUGUCAAGCUAGACCGCCAGACUGGUAAUAUCAGGAUUUCUGGGAAGACUCAAGAUGCUGUUAAAAACGCGAAGAAGUUAUUGGACUUCUCUCAAGACAUCUUUCAGAUACCUAAAUCAUAUGUAGGUCCUAUCUUGGGAUCAGGUCGUCGACACGUUCAACAUAUCGUGGAUCGAGUGGGACUUGUUGGAAUCAAGAUUUCUAAAUCACCUGAAGACGAUCGUGAGCACGUUUCAUUCCAGUUAACGGGAACUCAGCAAGCCAUACGUGAUACACAGUUAUUUUUGGAGUUUCAAGUCGCAAGCUUACAGGAGUUAGACCGGCUUCGUGGUGUUGAGAAUCCGCCGUCUAUAUUAAAACCCAAGGAUGCGACCAUCCCACUUAAAGAUAUUUCGAGCAAUGAUGAGUCUUCAACUCCUCUCACACAUUCUGAAAAUGGUCAUCGUAUAUCAAACGGUGACAAUCAAAGUUCAAAAUGCAGUGAAUCUAACUAUGCUGUACAUUCAAAUAGUUGCUCAAAUAAGGAGGAUCCGGAGAAACAAGAAACUACUUAUAACAACAUUACAAAUUCACGUCCACAUCCUGGUGGACGUCAGCCCAAGCCGAGACCUCAAGUCAAUCACAUAAGACCAGGUAUGUUUAAAAGACUGUCAUAAGAAUAGUUUUAUUGGAUUAUUGAUCGAUAAUCUACUAAACUUUUCUUCACUUGGGUUGUUCGAUGAACUCAUAUAAAGUGUUUUCUAGUGUUGUCACAUUAUGUUCAUUUUAAAAAAUAUUACAUCUGGUUUUAGUUACAGACUACGCUUACUGCAGCCACGCUUUCCACUAAUAAACGGAAUGAACAGUGACCUAACAUAUUUAACGUCAUAAACUGAUCACCUUUGUCUAUACGAUGUUAUUUUAAUUGUCUCUAUGGAUAAGUUCUUCAAUGUAAAGAAAUGUAGCAGUAUACUAUCAUUAAAUCGACUAGUGAGAAUUCUUACCAGAAUGUAAGCUUUUUCAUCAUUAAAGAAAUAUGGAAUGACUCAGCCACAUUAUAACAUUGCCAACGCAUUAACUAUGACAAGCUGUAUCUCGAACAGUUAGUUAUCUUAAAAGGAUCGACACAGAAACGAUCUUUACAGUUACUAUCAGCAAUCGCAUACCCAUAAGUAGUUUUGCUUUACAACCAUGAUCAGAAACAGAUUAGAAUCGAAAUUCACGGAAUUAAGAGGAAGAAAAGCGAAUGUCCGGUGCUUUAAACGGGUUGGUGGAUAUGGAGGGUCCACCUAGGGAAGUUAGAAAACCUCAACUCCAAACCAAUGUUGCACAUGGGCUCCAUGAUCCUGAAGAAACAAAUGGUGUGUGAACCAAUUGUUGGUCACCGGCUACCAUGGGACUGCAUCUCCUGACGUCGCUCCACUGCCUUGUGGGUCAGAACAUUAAAUCGGAGGCUCCGUGUGUGAUCCCCUAAGAAAAACACCUGUUUCGGUUUGGGCACCCGGGCAGUAUCACAGUCCACACACAAAUUAGAUGAAUUACGUGGCGCAUUUAUAUUCGGUGCCCCUUUAUAUCAAUAUUUAUGUGUUCAAAUAAAUAAGUAUUGGUAAUAAUAUUGUGAUUAACAUGUCCACGGAAUCAUUGUUAAUUACUUAAGUCUAUGCUUUUAGAUACCAAGGAAGUUAAGGGUGACAUCUCUGUGUUGUAACUUGUUAAAAAUCAAACGAAAAGCUUAUCUCGUGGAGGUUUUGUUAUAUCUUGGAAAGAGUAGUUCAGUGUUUUAGUUAGUUUUGUUAGAAGUAUGAUGGUUGUCUGCGUACCACAUAGUUCAUUCGGUACCAAAAACCUAUCACUUGUUUACAUUCCAUUGAUAUAUUAAGUAGACGGCAAUAACAGUCUAUGAAAUCAUAAACUAGUUUUGAAUCCCGUGAUGUUCUUUCCGAGGUCAUUAAAACAACUACAGUAUGAAUUAUAAGCGGAGAUGAAUGACGAUAAUACCAAUACAAAAAUGAAUAACAACAUGAAUUGCUUAGUUUUUCGGUACCGUCGUGUUAUAAUUUUCGUCUCGUUAAUUUUCUGUUGUGCUGAUGUAAAAUGUAGCAGUGUGAACGGACGUACAUAUGCUGUUAGUGACUAACUGAUCAGUUACAUGAAUUACAUAAGAUGGAUUCAUCGAUAUGACAACUGUUUCCUUGUCUACACGAAUGGGGCGUUAUUUUGUCUUAGACGAAUAUUAUCUACACUACAUUCCCUCCCAGUGUCUGUUCUACAGGAAUUCAACACAACUCAGAUCAAGAACACGUGAUUAGCCCGACUAGAAUGUAAAUAUAUUUCCACACCAAAAAAACCGACAAGAAGCCGACACAAUCUAACAAAAAUCCGAGUAAUAAUAAGGUUAAGGGAAAAUACAACUCAUCUAGUACCUGUCAGACUACUAGUCUCACUAAGCAAACAACUUAUCAUUGUCAAUCUCGCCCACACAUUAACAACAAUUUCAAAAAACCACACUUCUGGUGGUUAAAGAAACAAUUAGUAGGGUAAAUAUCUUAGAUCAGCGUCUCUCAUCAUUGCAUUUCACUGUCUUUCUGAGCUCUCGAAAAACGCCAUGGUUCAAACUAACACAGUUCAAGUCUAUAUUAUUUAAAGUAGGACAAUUUUAUUGAUAUUACGAACCUAUUUAAGUUAGGCAGUCAGUGUAAACAUGAGAUCACUGGAUGGCCGUUUUGUUCUAGUACGGGACCCCUCAGCAGUGCACACAGACGACUCCGCGACUGGUAAUCAAACCCUGGACAUCCAGUCUCACGCUCAAACACUUAAUCUCUAGACCACUGAGCCGGGAGCCAAUAGUGUGCAAAUUUAACUUCAAGGCUAAAAUGAUUGAUUAAUAAUCGGAUUGUGGUUUAUUAUUUUUUCAUAUUCAUAACAAUCAAUAUUUCGCUUUCAACUUUAGAUUCUCGUCAAAUUCCUCGCAUUCAACGAGGCGGUGGUGAAAGUAUUCGCAAUAGUGGAAGUAAUCAUACAGGUGUUUCUAAGUCUUCGGCCAACCAUGUUAACUCCAAAAACCCUAAUCAGCAAAGAAAUCAACCGAAUCAUCGUUCGGAUUCCAUGGGACCUAGAGGACAAAAUAUGUGUGCCCCAAUUGUUAGCUGAAUAAAUUUUCCAGUUGGAGUUCAAUGAACAUUUUCAGUAGACCACUCAGUUUUAAGUGCUUACCCUUACCUCCGCUUUGACUAUCCAAAUAUCCCAUUUUAUUGUACCUUUAUUCAAUUCGGCUGUCAUUUCCUCUAUACACACUCACACUGUGUAAAUCAGAUUGGAUAACUGGAAACUUGUUUAAGGGUGAUUUUUAAAUAAUCUUUCUUAUUUUUAGUGCAUAUUACUAAAUAUUCUUUGCUUUUUUCUUCCUGGUGAUAUUCACGUAUUGUUUCAACCAGUUGUAAUCUUGAACCAUGUUCUGUAUAUUGUUUCUGUUAGUUUCUGGAUUCACCAACUAAUAAAAACAAAGUAUUAUCAUACUUGGUAAUUAUCCAUUUUUAGUAAACAUCUUUGCUUUCACCCGUAUCUGAACUUAUGGCAUUACCUCAACCUAAUACCUCAGAUUUAUGUACAAAGCAUGAACUAUAUGAAGGGUUAUCCUACUAUACUUGGUUUGUAUUAUAGUUUUUAUUUAGUGCGUUUAUUAUUCAUUUCAUGUUGACUUGUUUAUCGUAAAAAGUAGACCACAAUAAGAAUUAAUAUAGUGUGAGUUGUCAAUAUUCUGUCGCUUAAGAUUUAUCACCAUAUAAUUUGAAUUUGAAUCACUUUACUGUAGUACACGGCACUCAGUACAAUGUUUUAUAGCAAUCAGUUUUAAAGCAAAUGGUUCGUUUAAUAAAUGCACUGAAUCUAUUCAGUCUAGCUUGAUGUUCUGAUUAU